AUGCCUGCUAAAGUUGCUCUCGCCGGUGGAAGCGGCAACCUAGGCCCAGCUGUCCUGAAUCAAUUGCUAGACGCUGGGUUCGAUGUGACAGUUCUGUCUCGUCAAAGCAGUGACAAGACCUUCGACCCAAGAGCCCAAGUCGCAAAGGUCGAUUAUGAAUCUCUUGACUCCCUCAAGAAUGCUCUGACUGGCCAGGAUGUCGUGGUCAGCACACUUGGUGUGGGUGCAGUGCCACGGGACACCCACCUCCGUCUCAUUGACGCCGCUGUCGCCGCUGGAGUAAAGCGGUACAUUCCCUCAGAAUACGGAUGCGACACGACCAAUCCCCAGACUGCCAAGCUUCCCGUCUUUGCCGACAAGGUGGCUGUCCAGGAACAUCUUAAGAAGGCCAAUAAGGAAUCUGGUCUGAGUUACUCGCUCCUCAUCACUGGCCCCUUCCUUGACUGGGGUCUCAAAGUGGGAUUCUUGCUCAACCUUUCCGGCCCUGUUGUAACAUUGUAUGAUGGCGGCGAGCGAAAAUUCAAUGUCACCACUCUCGCCGAUGUUGGUCGCGGAAUUGCUGGAAUCAUCAACAAUCUCCCGGAAACCGAGAACAAAACAGUUUACGUCAGCUCGACCUCUGUGUCCCAGAAACAGCUGUUGGCCUUGUCGGGCAAGAGUCUUGAGACGAAGACCGUUCCGGCCAUUGAUUUGGAAAAGGAUGCGUUUGCGGAGUUGAGCAAGCCGGCUCCUAACCCAGGCGUCUUUGCCCCCCUUUUCAUUCAGCGGGCGAUCUUUGGAGAAGGUUUCGGAAGCCAGUUCGAUUCCGGAAAGCUGUUUAACGAGUCGUUUGGUUUGAAGACUGUGUCUGACGACCAAAUUCGGGGCUUCUUCAACUGA
Molecule: messenger RNA, 879 nt
Organism: Penicillium arizonense
Lineage: Eukaryota; Fungi; Ascomycota; Eurotiomycetes; Eurotiales; Aspergillaceae
Product: aromatic alcohol reductase
Exons: 2
Coding region: 1-879 (292 amino acids)
Molecular function (GO): oxidoreductase activity
Source: RefSeq, a predicted model, not a curated record